UGCUGCAGCCGAUUUUUUUGAGAUUUUGCAAAUGCUUUACAAGUUUUUUUCUGGGUCUGUUGUUCAUGAUCUUUUUUUGAAGAAGCAGGAGGAACUUGUGUCGGCGGGACAGUGCCUAGAGCUUAAAAGACUCAGUGACACCCGCUGGGCAUGCCAGUAUGAUUCCAUACGUGCUGUCAAAAAAACUCUCCCAGCUGUUAUGGCUACGCUGCAUGAUGUUGUUGACCAGAAAAAUGCUAAAAGGAGGACAGAGGCGAAAGCUCUCAGUGCACRAAUAGAUGAGAAGUUUGUUGUGCAUCUUGUAAUUUUUGAGGAUAUUUUCAGAACAACAAAAUUCAUGUCUGAUCAGCUACAGUCUUCUAACUUAGAUCUAGUAGCAGCAAAUGACCUGGCUCAUGCUGUAAUCACUGCAAUAUCAGAAAAACGCACAGAUGAAAAAUGGGAGACACUCAGAAAAGAAGCAGAAGAUCUUUGCUGCAACACAGGAAUAACAACAGAGACUGUACAGCGGCAGAAAAGACAGACCCAAACAGCUAAACAUCUGGAGCACUUUAUUGUGGAUGCCCCAAUAGAAAGAAAAGGUGCAGACAGCAUGGAUGACCUAAAAACAAGGUCAUUUUACACAGUUAUAGACAGGAUGCUAAUGGAAAUGAAACAGCGUUUUUCUUCAGAAACUAAUGAAAUACUGAAAGGUUUUCCAGCUCUAAGCCCCAAACACCCAUCGUUCCUUGAUAAAAAAUGGAUACUGCCUAUGGCCUGUCAUUAUGGAGUUAAUGAGGAGAACUUGUCAGCAGAGCUCCACCAGGUUCGUCGGCUGCUGAAAAGGAAAGAAGAACAUGGACAUAUAAUCAACAACACACAGGACUUCCUAUCUGUGAUGCAGCCCUACAAAGAUGCAUUCCUGGACUUAUACAAGCUGAUAUCCAUAGCUUUGACUCUUCCAGUAACAUCAGUGAGCUGUGAGCGCAGUUUUUCUUGCUUGCGUCGUUUAAAGAACUACCUAAGAAACAGCAGCGGAGACAGUCGAACAAGUGACCUGGCACUUCUUGCUAUCAARCCUUUAAGAACCAGGACCCUGGACAGUGACAGGAUUAUUGACGCUUUUGCCCUCAACCACAAUAACAGGCGGAUCGUCCUGUUAUGAAGACCUCUGAUGGUGAGUGAWUGAUUUCAACCUUCUCUGACUUUGUAAUGCAUUUAGCAUUYUGGACUGAAAUUGUCUACAUAUACAGAUAC
Austrofundulus limnaeus is the source of this 1236-nucleotide messenger RNA. Its product is annotated as zinc finger MYM-type protein 1. Lineage: Eukaryota; Metazoa; Chordata; Actinopteri; Cyprinodontiformes; Rivulidae. The record is from RefSeq and is a predicted model, not a curated record. Gene Ontology annotation, molecular function: protein dimerization activity.